AUUACCAAUAGAGUAAUGUUGCAGGAUACGUGCACUGUGCUGUGGAGAGGUCAAGGUACGGCUCGUAAUACCAACAGCAAGACAUUGCAGGUACUCACAAUGGAUGGAGAAGAAACCCGCGCCUUGAUGGAUUCCGAACCGGAAACAGAAUUAGAAGAAAUGGAUCCACACGGGAAUUUCAAAAGGUUAUCUUCUCGGCCUAGGCGCAAGGGUCGUGUCACCUGUCUGAGAUGUCCGACUCCUUCAGGACGCCUCCUGCCAUCUCUGCUCAUCAUCUCGCUGGUGCUCAACCUCAUCUUUGUUGCCGUCCUCCUCAUCUACGACUUGCACAAACCGUCCCGCGUAGAAAUUUCACCCCCGUCAGGAGGUCCCCACCACAACAAACUCUCGGCGACGCUUCCAACCAACGAUCAGCUUCUCACUCACAGGGCGUCUACUCCAUCAUGGAUAGGCAGCGAUGCUGCCCAGUCGAGGUUCCGGACGAACUUUACAAGCACAACCUCACCUGUCGUCUGCGGUUCGGGGCCCAACCACAUGCAGCCUCCUAGAGACAAUAACUAUUUUAACAUUUUCCAAGAUCUGUCGUCAGCCGAAAUCUCUGCCGUCUCCGAGUACCUUUUGAGAAACCCUUCCCUGAACAUCAACCAUAAAUACAACGAUUGGAACAAGAUUUUCGGAAUCGAACUGUAUGUACCCGAAAAGAACUCAGCAGUGGGUUUUCUCGAUAACCGAGAAGCACCUCCAGUUCGAGAGGCGCUUGUGACGAUCGAGUUUUACCGAGAGACACCCCGGGUGGUGAAGGAGUUCGUCGUGGGACCCCUUCCUCGCCCGAGUUACCACCGCCCCAACCCGCGCAUGCAGAAACACGUGCCCCUCGACAUGCUCAUGCACAUCAAAGUGCAAGAGGUUUACCAGUACGCGCGCGGCCAGAUGACUGACAGGUGCACCAAGUGCUGCGGGAAAGCUUUGGGGUGUCCGUUGAUGACUGCGACAAGGACAACGCUGGCCUUUUGGGAAAAUAGACUAUUACAUUACAGUACUAAUUGGUAUUUCUCGUCGUCGUUCUUUGGUUUUGGCCAUUCAAAAAGUUUGAGUUAUUAUACAAGAAUUCCUACUUCUUUUGUCUGGCUUCACAAAGCGAACAGGACGACCUUUACCAUGAGCACCUGUUACAGUGUGGAAUUUCCCACCAUCCACCCCGUGCCCUUCCAGCUGCUUGUUUCAGAAGUAGCACCGGACAAAUUCAGCAUCCAGGCUGUCUACUAUGGCGGCGCGACCUUCGAUUCCCUGCAGGAGCUGGUGAUGAAGUACACCCAGGGUGUCAUCCGGAAGAUUCGCAGGACACCCCCAUCCGUUGAUCCCACACACGGCUCCAUCCCAGGCUCUAUGAACCUCCGAGGAGACACAUUCCCAAAUGUUCCACAUGCUCCUCCCAAGCAAUAUGAACCUCAAGGCCCACGCUACAGUGUAGAGAACCAGCAUGUCAGGUACCUGCAGUGGUCCUUCAACGUCCGCAUGUCAGUCGCCUCCGGGCCUCAGGUGUGGGAUGUGCGGUGGGGCGAGGAGCGGGUGGUGUACGAGUUGAGCCUACAGGAGGUGGCCGUGCUGUACGCCGGCGCUAACCCAGCUGCUUCUUUGCUGAAGUUGUCGGACAGCGCCUUCGGGUUGGGGGACGCCACCCGAGGGCUGGUACCCGGGGUAGAUUGUCCAGAGCACGCUACCUUCCUACACGUCAACGUCUUCAACAGAAAGGCUCAAGCCUCACCAUACACCUCAGAGCUUCGCAACGCCAUAUGCAUCUUUGAGCACACACAGGUGUGCCACUUCGACGACACAGCCCCUUCGUCCAUCCUGCGGCAAUCUCCGUCGAAAUUUAUUCGUUUAUUCUACGACUUCCAUGUGUCUAGGACUGGAGACGCAGCUGGCAAGGCCUACUACGGAGGUCUCGUGGACCACGCAUUGGUAAUGAGAACUAUCAUCGUCGAGUUCAAUUACGACUACAUCUUCGACUUCGUCUUCCACGCCAGCGGAGCGUUGGAAACGAGGACGUAUGCCACGGGCUACAUCAUGUCCGAAUGGUUCCACUAUGGUGAGGAUCCUUUCGGUUUCCGUGUCCACGACGACAUCGUCGGUCUUCUGCACCACCACCUCUUUCACAUCAAGCUGGACAUGGACGUGGGCGGCGCCAGCAACAGGUACGAGACUUUAGAUCUGACAGUAGACGAGAGACAGUGGCCCUGGUUGACAGGACUGCUGCCCACUUCAAACAGUUCAUCAUCGUCGGCAGCAUCGCUUCAACAAAUCUCCUUCCGCCACAAUAUCCGGAGAACGGAACGAGAAGCGGUGAAGCACAGAGACGUCGACAAGCCAAUGUACCACAUCUUCUACAACGAUCAGAACAAAAAUAAAUUUGGGAACCCACGUGCGUAUCGUCUCGACGUUCGUGGGUAUUCUGGGCAGAUUCUUCCCGACGACCAUCUGGCCUUGCGCAGCCGGAAAUGGGCGAACUACCCAAUGGGAGUGACGAAGAGGAAGGAGGAGGAGGAUCGAAGCAGCUCCAUCUACUCGAUGUUUGACGCCAACGACCCUGUGCGUGACUUCGAGAGCUACAUCUUGGACAACGAUGACAUCGUCGACCAGGAUCUGGUGGCAUGGGUGACGCUGGGUUUUUACCACAUUCCACACACCGAGGAUGUCCCCAACACACCCACUGUAGGGACGGAGACCUCCGUUCUGCUGCUUCCCUUCAACUACUUUCCCGAGGACCCUUCCAUGGGCUCGCGAGACGCCGUGCGUGCAGAGUGGAAUCAGGGUCGUACGUCCUUCUCGACAUACGGAACUCUCCGUAACGUCACGUGCAUGCCUCGCACCUUUCCCUGGUUCCAGGGAGGCAGUUUUUGAUUUUGAGGGUUCAGACUGCCAUCUUUACUACGGCUGCACCGAGAAACACACGUGUAAGCAGAAAAUAGAAGCUAAAUAUUUCACGGGAUUGCCUUGAAGUUUCUGUAGUAAAUUCAGACAAUGUGUGGCCUCCGAUAUCUUUAGUCUCCGAGACGUAAGCACGAAACCAGCAUGUGCCGCAACACGGAUGUUGAAAGGUGGAUAGCCUUUAACCCCCACCUUUCUCCACCAUCUUCGCUAGGUCAAGACUGCGCAUUAAUGGUGUGCACAUACGCAAAAUAAUUUCUCUAAUAUAAGCCAAAGUUUAAAAAACAAAUUUUGCCCUAAACAGAAAUCUAAGAAGAGUUUGCUUUAAACAGAAAUUUUUAGAAACCGCUGACUGGAAAUCAAUGGUGUGAAGAGGUACAAUUUGAUAAAAGUGAACAGAAUUCACCACUUUGAGGCUUGGAGUGAUCACAUCAAACACUUCUAGUGUAGACUAGUCUGAUUACAUCACAGGCACCCACACCGAAAAGGCAGGCCCGUGAAGGUUGUUUCAUCUUAUAGAUUCGUAUUAUUAACCAUAGUGUCAUGCAUCAACAUUAUUGAUUGCAUUGACCUACAUCAACCACAAGUCUAUAUGAAUGUCAGACACAUGCAACAAUUGCACAUGACACAAGUCACAUGAACACGAUAAUCAUACACAGCAACUGUUACAGAAACAUUCAAUAAAUGCUUUUGAUGUCUCCAGCAUAACAUCAUUCAGGUUCAGAAUAUUUCAAAUAGAUUUAAAAAAAAAAAAAAAUUGUGACCAAGUUUCAGUGACCUGAUGGCAAAAGUUUACCAAUACUGCUGCUACUAAUAAUACAAUGAUUGAUAGUCCUAAUAAGGCUUGCAAUGAAUUGACAAUCGAAACAAACUUCCUUUCAACUUCAUAUAUGCACUAAUUUGGUCAUAAGUCACACAGACCAGAAAACUAUGGAAGGGAAAAAUAAAAGAUUGGUGUAUUUAGCUGGUGCUAUUAGUUUAUAUCAGAAUAAAAUGCUUUUAUUUUGUGGAAUCCUGACUUAAAAUACAACGGACUGAUCUCACUCUCCAUAGCCUAUCAAGUCAGAAAUAGUUUUAAUGAAUAUUGCCAAAUUGGUACUUUUCUAGACCUAGAUUUUCAAGUUUUUACCCUCUUGUGUUGUUUUUUUAUUUGCUGAGAAAUGCACAGUUAUGGUUGAUUAAUGAUAUUUUGGGGUGUUGUUUUUUUUUU
Messenger RNA from Pomacea canaliculata, 4138 nucleotides. RefSeq names its product putative amine oxidase [copper-containing]. Gene Ontology annotation, biological process: amine metabolic process. The transcript is spliced from 8 exons. The record is from RefSeq and is a predicted model, not a curated record. Gene Ontology annotation, molecular function: primary methylamine oxidase activity; quinone binding; copper ion binding. The coding region runs from base 16 to 2901 and encodes 961 amino acids. NCBI's taxonomy places the organism in Eukaryota, Metazoa, Mollusca, Gastropoda, Architaenioglossa, Ampullariidae. Gene Ontology annotation, cellular component: plasma membrane.